AUGCAUUCGCUCGCUGCCGGCGACGACCUGGCUGACAUGGAUGAAACGUUCUUCUGACAGAACGGCACGCCAUUCUCGUUUCUCCAGCCCAGCGCCGAUUGCAUCCUCCUCGGUCUUGGCCUCCUGGUGCUUGCUUGCUUGCUUGCUUGCUCCAUUGCCAUCUCCAACCCGGCAACACCCGUUGGGUUCGGAUCGAGGCGUUGGUGCCGCCACGGAAGGCCAAGGCCCGUCUACCUAGCACUCACAUGCGCACCCACAACAGACACCAGGCAAGUUGACACACCAAGUUCACCGUCUCGCAGCAUCAUGCAAAGUGCGGCACGGAAGUGGCAGUCAGACCUGCGCCAUCUAGUCCUCCUCGCUCCAUCCCGCGAUGCAGCCCACCCCGAACAGAGACAAAGCUUUACGGCCGUUGCAAAUCCUACGUUGGCUACUUUGCUUCCGCCGCUUACGACACCUCACUACGUCUCCAACGGGACUCGGCGAUCCUCUCUCGAAACUGAUGUCGGACUCGGUGCGCACAUACAUACACUAAGACUGAAGCCGACUCUGGGCACUCUUACCCUGGGUAGCAUCUGGUCAACCCCGCUCUCACCUGUCCGAAGUCAUCCGAAGCCGUCGUCCCUAUGGUAUCAUGUCUGCUAUACCUUUUCUCUUUCGACGCAGGCUCUGUGCGUUCUGGUGCGGCUCAAACCACCCACCACCUUCAAGCGUCCGCCCGCCCCUGGAAUGACAGGUGCCCCCUACUUCGAAGAGCGGCGCUAA
Messenger RNA from Colletotrichum destructivum, 765 nucleotides. RefSeq lists its product as uncharacterized. The transcript is spliced from 3 exons. The coding region runs from base 307 to 765 and encodes 152 amino acids. The record is from RefSeq and is a predicted model, not a curated record. NCBI's taxonomy places the organism in Eukaryota, Fungi, Ascomycota, Sordariomycetes, Glomerellales, Glomerellaceae.